GUUUUUGUGAAGAUGGUUGAAUUUGAAGGCAUGAAACUCUUUGUAAAAUGUGCAUUAAUUAUAAAACCUGGGCUAGGUGUGGCUGCUGGGACCAAAGUAAGAAUCUGAUAGUUUGCAUCAAUUGCAAACAUACUGUUCACAUGGGUUGUACACAUCAGCCUUGUACAAAAAUAAAUAAAUAUACUUGGUUGUGCUGUACAUGCUCAGAAAAACAAACUAUGAGAUUUAAAAACAAUCGAGCAACUACAACUCCUCAGGAGGAUGUUAAUCAUGGAAAGGAAGAAAGCACCAGCACUUCAAAAAGCGGCUCUGCUUUCUGUUCUACCAAAACAUGGCCAUCUUUUCAAAUUCCUUUGAAAAAGCAGUGGCAUAGACGGCAGGCUUUUAUGGAUAAUUUUGCAUCAAGUGAUGAUAAAGGAAAUCCAUUUCUUGCUGCUCUUGAAAAUUCCAAAAAUGAUUCAUUUUCAAGCUGUUUGAAAGAUUUGGAGAAAACAUCUACGGAAACUUUUAACAAGUCAAAUGAUUUUCUCAUACAACCUUUUCCAUCUUCAAACAUGGGUUUUUUUCGUCCAAAACCAAAGGGGCUCGUUGACGGGCUGUCUCGGUUCUUUACUCCAACAAAUAAAAGAAAGUCACGUGUAGCUAUUUCAUCUCUCGGUGAUUCUUUAACUCUUGAUGAUGAAAUGCAAGUAACUCAUGCAGCUGUUAACAGCUUCUCAGGGAAGCAGCUCUGUGAUCAAACUACAGUUAAUAAAAAAGUCUCUAACUGUGACUUUUUUGUAGAAAAUUCGCAUAAAACAAAUAGUGACUCAUUUGUGUUACCCAUUGGAAACCAUAGCACCCCGUCCAAUGCUCAGACAUCAUUAAAUGUAAGUUCACCCUCAACUUCGUCAUUAGACUUUCUUCAGACAGGAAAGCAGAGUGGUAGUGGACAGUUGAAAAACUUGUUUGAUGGACUGUCUCACCUAUAUACAGCUUCUGCUGACUCUCGAAAAAGAGGUUUGAAAGGCUCUGUAAAUACUCCCACAUCUCCUAAGCGAUUACGUAGAAAUUAUGCUUGUACAGAUAAAGAUUUUAAUACAUCAGUGUUUUGUGAUAGAGAUAGUACCGGUGACAUAGGUAGUAGAGAUAAAUUUUCAGAAAUGGACGAAGAAAAACAAAACUCUCUUGAUUCAGAUGCUGAAACAUCUGUCUCUUUUAUGUCUAGCUCUGUGAGCGAUAAAAUGGAAGAAAUAUAUAAAAUUAAAGAAGCAGGUACAUCAUUUGCUCAUAGUGAUAAUAUGCUAAGCUCUCAUCAACAUCAUUUAUCAGUGCCUGAAAACAAACUUUUUGGGUUAUCUGCAAAAGUCCAAGAAGGUGCUGACCCAGAUAUAAAAAGUGAUGUCUCUAAGACAGCACUUCAAGAAAAUGAGAAGGACAGUGAAAAUUUAGCAUUUUCUGUAACAGAGGAUGAUGUAUUAUUAUUCAAAAAAGCUCAAGAAAUUGCUGAAUUAGUUAUUAAACCCAAGUCUGACUCUGAUGCAACAUCUCGUAAGCCAUCUUUAUUGCAAUUUGGAAAAUAUGAAAUAUCAGUGCUUUAUUCUUCGCCUUAUCCUAAAGAUUAUUUAAGGUUAUCUAAGCUUCAUGUGUGUGAAUUCUGUUUAAAGUUUAUGAAAAGUAUGAAGACUCUUGAGAGGCAUUUGGCAAAAUGUCUUCUCAGGCAUCCACCAGCAGAUGAAAUAUAUCGUAAAGGAGACAUCAGCAUUUUUGAAGUUGAUGGUGUAACAAAUAAGACUUACUGUCAAAAUUUGUGCUUAUUGGCAAAAUUGUUUUUAGAUCAGAAAACAAUGUUUUAUGAUGUAGAAUCUUUUUUAUUCUAUAUUUUAACCAAGAAUGACCAAAAGGGAUGCCAUUUGGUUGGUUAUUUUUCUAAGGAAAGAUUUCGUCAACAAAGGUAUAAUGUCUCAUGCAUUUUGGUGAUGCCUCAGUAUCAAUGCAAAGGCUACGGCCGUUUCCUAAUUGAUUUUAGUUACCUCCUGUCAAGGAAGGAAGGAAGGUGUGGUACUCCAGAAAAACCUCUUUCUGAGCUUGGAAAUAUAUGCUAUACAUCUUACUGGGAAUCUACUGUCAUAGAGCAUUUACUAAAAGUUGAUAGAAGAAAGAAAAUAACCGUUAAAAGUAUAUGUAAAGCUACUGGUAUGACAUUUUUUGAUGUCGUGUCAACCUUAUCAUCCCUUAACAUGCUCAAAAGAAGUGAAACUGGGAAACUUUCUGUGUCUGUUGAUGAAGAAUCUUUAAAAUCAUAUUCUUUUGAAAUGGCUAGAAAGAGAUGUCGAAGAAUUGAACUUGAUCCUGGCUGCCUUUCUUGGGAACCACAGCGGAAUUUCAAGAAUGAUAAUUGUAAGAAAUGCAAGAAGGAAGUAUCCAAAGUUCGAGAUAAAAAGAAACAGCUGCUGAGUGAGCGUGUGAAAACUAAUAAUAAAAUGGAAAAAAUAUUUGUUGGAGGUGUGUGGUAUUCGAAGGAAAAAAUUAAAUGUGAAACGUGUCUGCUCUCUCAGGAAAGGGAAAGAAGGAAACUAUUAAAGCAUAAGAAUAAAAGGAAAUUAACAGAAAAGCAUAUUGAAUUAGAUGCUAUUUUAGGAGAACAGAAAAGGAAAAGAAUGAAACUUUCUAGCAUUCAUAGCUCCCUUAUGGAUUCCAGUGAUGAUUCUGUAGAUUAUUUGAAAUACACAAGUGCUAAAAUCAAGAAUUUGAAGCGAAAACUUUUGAAGAAACAUAAGCUAAAAAUGCAAAAAAGGUUUCAAGAACAAAAGCAAGAAACAGAUAUUUUAAAAUAUGCUGUUUUAGGAGAAAGUAAAAGCUCAAAAAUUAAAGUUCGUGGAUUUUUGAGAAAAUCUAGUAAGCUUAAUAUAGAGUGUCAGAAGAAAAUGAAGCACAAGCGUAUUAAAAAAGAUCGAUAUAAAAAACUAAGGAAAAAGGAUAAAUCUAAAAAUUACGUAUUAGAUAUUACUAAAGAUAAAAAGAAGCACAAAGUUAAAAUGAAGAAGAAAGAAACAAAAUCCUCUGAAAAAGAAACAGAUCGAGAUGGUGUGCAGACACCUCCUGUUCUAUUACCUGCAGUGCUGUCAGAUGAUGAUGAUUCAUCACGACUGCAGAAUUCUGCAUCAGAACAUGACCUUCUACCUCCACCUCUUCUCCAUGCAUCAGUUCUUGAUUCUAUUGAUCCUAAAGCAAAAUCAUCUGUUAUUGAAGAACCACAAGUCAGUACUGAUGUGUUGGAAAAUGCUACUGAGGAUAAGAGCACUGCAGCCGAAGAAGUAACAGUUGUAGAACUAGAAAAGAUAGUACCUGAAGCAGAUUUUAAUAUUUCUGAAGAUGUGAAAACGCUAGAGGAAACAAAUGGCUCACAAGGAGUUUCGGAACAAGAGCAAGGAAAUGUAUUAAAUCCAAAAGAAGAUAAUAUUCCAAAUGACUUUAAAGCUGUUAGUAGGGAUGAAGAUGACAGCAUAACAAUGAAUACGAUAGAAUCAGAUGUAGCAGAUUCUGAAGCUGUAGAUAGAGCUAUAGCUCCGAUUAUAAAUAUUGUAGAAGAUGAAGUUGAAAAGGAAGCUUCGUAUGAUGAUGCAAUUUGUAUUUUGGAAGAAAAAGAGCCAGAGAAGAAACAAGAAUUGGAACAUCUUAUUCUUGCUGAAAACAAAACAUCUGAAUCUGUCAUUUUGCCAACUGAAGAGCAUGAAAAUAUUAAAUGUCAGAAAAACCUUGAUUGUAAUGUAAGUAUUGUCUUUCAUGAUCAACCUGAUGAAAUGGAUAUGGAUUCUCUUCAUGUGCCAGAAUCUUCAGGUGUUGCUGAUACAGAAAGAAUAUCAAUACCUAGUGAGCUUAAAAAUGAAGAUGAAGAGAAUGAAGUUAGAGAAGCUGUUGAAGUUAUCAAUGAACAAAUGGAACAUAGAUCUAACAUAGACAUGCCAUUAACACCACAAACACCUGAGUCAGAUCAUUCUAGAACUUACCAACAUCUAAGUCCUUAUCAUUCUCAGCAUGAAUGUAGAAGUGUACAAGAAAUAGAAUCAGUAAACAAUGCUGACUGUCAAAUUGUAGAUGAUGUUUCAGUAACUGAAAUAAAUAAAAGCAUUCAAGAAUGUGGCUAUACUGAUCAGCACAAAGAUGAUGUACAGCAAUCUAAUAAUGAAACAUUUUCUCAAGAUAUCAUUGAACAACCUGAUAUUAUAGUUGAUCUUCCUCAAGUGUCUCAGCCACUUUCUCAGACUUCUCAGCUGUCCAGUCCUUCAACACCUGUUGGAACAAUUGUAUCUAAGCAUACACCCACCCCUCAAGAGAUGUCUAACAUGGGUGUAUAUACUCCUGAUUCUUCAACAAACAGUGGCUAUAAUUCAGUCGAAAUAGAUGUUUGCCAAUUAGGACUUGAAUCCCCAACAUCUGUUUGUAGCAGUGAAAUUGCUCAGAACUCUGUAGAAGCUCGUUCAUCUACACCACAGUCUUACCCAGACUGUGCUCAGCUGAAUAAUACUCCUUCAUAUUGUGCCAAUGUUUCCAUUUCAGAAACUUGUUCUAAUCCUUCCCGAAGAGAAAUGAUAGCUGCAGCUGCUGCUGCUCAAGCAGCUGUUGUCCAAGCGCAGGCACAAGCACAUCACUCUAAUCCUCCUGGUCACUGCAUCAAUGUUUCUAAUCGUAAAAGACAGCAUACUGCAGCUAUCACCCAGAGAAUUGCUAAUAUACCUCCUGCGGGCCCUGUGUCUAGCUUAAUGCAAUCAAGUAUGGUUAGUGUAAAUGCUACUGCAGUAAAUGCUUUGUUUGUUGGUCCUGCUCCAAACACAAAUAAUGGAUAUAUGAAUGCUAUGAAUAUGAGUGUUCCUUGUAGCAAUGCAACUGCUGGUGGAGGCCCAGUUGCUGGGUCUUACAUGGUUGGAGUUCCUGUUGCAACAGUAAUACAACCACAGUCAGCCGCUGCAUUUGCUGCAGCUUCUAUGCAAAAUCAUCAUCAGCUACAACAGACACCACAAAAUUUUUCAGUGGCAAAUCAUCCUACUGGUACUAUUUCUGGAGCUAUGCAAAGAUUAACACAUGUUGGUGUUUCCCCAAGUAUAGCUCCUAGUUCCUGCCCUGUUUCCUCUGUUACUCCAAAUUUCCAUAUUCAGUCUCCUAGUUAUACGUACACACCAACACCUACUCCAACACCUAAUACGCCCUCUCAAAUUGGUACCAGUUGUAGCCUUGCAAAACUGCAGCAGCUGACUAAUGGAAUCAUGGAUAUUGUGCCGAAUCCACCAUGUAAUACCAUGACUCCGCCUCCAAAUAUGACACCUCCAUCUCCUCAAGUGAAUAUGACACCCCCACCUCAAAUGCAACGCUCUUUGACUCCAGCUAUGACUAGCCUACAACCGCAAAUACCCAUGCAGUCAAGUUCUCAUAGUUACAGUAAAUACCAUUUCCAUCAUCGGCAAAUGCAAAGGAACCCCAAUGUUGCUCUUAGUCCUAAUCUUGUGGCUAGUUACCAGACUAUAAAUGGUGUUGGCUAUCGUAUACAGCAAGCUCCAUCUGCGGCAGCUAUGUUAAAUACCGGUUAUAUAACUAAUGCUAGUUUCAUUAAUCAAGCGCAGUUACCACCUUCUGCUGCAGUUCAGAUGGGAAUGGUGAAUGUAAAUAUGCAUGGUCAACCUCCAUACCAAGAAACACUGCAACCAAAUAGGCCGCAGAAUGCUAUGUAUACUACGUACAGCUACCAUAUAAGUGGUAACUUACAGCCACAGUCUUUAAACUCAGUCAUGCGCCGGUAAGCCUGUUUCCAAACUCUACAUUGUUUCUGUUCUAGAGAUCAAAAUUUUGUAUUUUGAAAGCAUGCCUUCCUCAUAAAUAUUGUAAUUUACGAGAGCUAAGAAAACAGAGUUGUCUGGAUUAGAUUAUGUUUGCAAAUAAAAAGAAAAUUUAACAUGUCUGUACUCCUCUAACAACAGGAUUGAUGAAUGGUGGUAUAUUUUAGAAUAACUAAAACAUCCAAAUUAGUGAAAAGUCCUCCAUUGAAAAGACAUAUUAAUUGCUGAUGUGUGAAUGUUUUAAUUAUAUAAAUUUAUGAAAAGAUAACAUUUUAUGUGUCAGUUUACAUACUGGCACACAUACUCAUAGUUAAAAUUUAUUGUAAACUUAUCUGUGGAUAGCUAUCUCAGGAUAAUAAUGCAUUAAAUAUAAUUAGUUAUAUAUAAAUAUGACUAGUUAUGGGUUAAAUCUAUUUAAGACAGAAAUAUAUGCAAGCUGAUUUAUGAAGUUAAAAAAAAAAUCUUCAAAAGGCAACUUCUAAUGUUUUACGGAUACUGGUGCAAACUUGUUUAGAUAUUGUUUUAAAAAUAUGCAAUUCUCUUAAACAGGUUUCUGUAUAAAUUAACAGUUAAAUGCUUUAUAAAAGCAAUAAUGCCCAAUUAGUAAUUUUUCACUAAAUUGGCUUUAUUGUGUGAAAAAUUAAUGUUGAAAUUCUAUCCCAGACUUAUUUGUUUAAUAUUAAAUCCAUGUUUUUAUUUAAUGUAAUUUUGUUUUUAUUUAUCGUAAAAUAUACCAGUGAACUUUGAUAAGCAAUAAGUAAAUGAAUGACACAUUUUGGUAUAAUAGUAUCUGAAUAUUUAAAUUUCAUCUAGUUAUGAAUAUAAGUGAAAUAAUGAAUUUAAUUUCUUUGUUAUUUUCUUUGACAGAAGCCAUAAUUUUGAUCUAUUUUUAUGCAUGAGGAAAAAUUAUAGAAAUGAACUUUUUAUAAAGUUCUAUUUUUUAUUUAUUGAAAAUUAUAAUCUGUCUGCCACUGCAAUAGGGAUAAUCUUCCAGUGCAAUUGUAAAUCUUAUGUAGGAAUGAUAAAGAAUAGUGCUAAGAUAAUAUUCUCUUUGUGUGACUUAAGGUUACAAGGCAGUCAUUAUCAUUAUAAGUUUUCUUUGAGGCAUUUUAAAUAAUUGGUAUGUAGCAAUAUUGCAUGCGUAUAACAACUGUAAAAACUUUAAAUUCUAUUUUUGUGAGAUGUUAAUGGCAAUAAUAUGGCUGAAUUGUGCCUAGCAAGACUGAGAGCAGCUUGAAUAUCUCUUUAAACUAUUUUAAAUACACCAUUUUUUAGUAAUGCUGAAAUAAUUACAAUGAAAGAAUAAGAUUUUUUCAAUAGGUUCUAUUAUCAGUAAAAAUAAUGAGAUUUAUUCAAUAACUUUAAUUCAGUAAAUUUCUGUUUUGUGAUUGAGCAUAUUAAGAAUUAAUUAAUUUUAGGAUUCCAAAUGAACAUUGCAAAAAUUAUGUGUUUUCAAAAGUUUAAGAGUUGAAAAUCUUUCUGAAUAAAUUCCAUGUAUGUGUCUAAAUCCCAGUAUGAGAUUAUUUUCAUUAUUAAAAUAUGUACAUGGAUUGUGAAUUUUAAAAUAUAGAAAAAGUUAUGCCAAAAAAGUCUAAGGUUGUCAUCUCUGUGCCAUAUUAAGCAAAGUUUAUAGUUUUAUUAUUCAUUGUAAAUCUUGCAUGAGUAUCAUUCUAGGUGAUAAUUACCGAAGUGUGAUUAAAUAAUUUGCCUUAGAUCCAGUUGCUUUACAUAUGAUGAGGUAAUGUAGGCAUGUUAUUUAUAGCAGUUGGUCUGACUCUACAAAGUCUGUCAUAUAAACCUGUCAUGGUUAAUACAUCUUAUUACAGCACAAUUUGAUCAUUGAAUUCAAACUGUGUUUUUGUUAUAGUAUUGGCUUAAAUUUGCAACAUCCUCACAUUGUGAGGGAACCCUGCGCUUCUGAAGGUGUUUUUUUAGGGAAAAAAGGCCUUGUUAUAUGAGCUUGUUUCAUACUUUUUAGCUUGAUAAAAAGGUGCUUAGUGAGAAAGCUAAUUGAACAAUGUAAAUGCCAAUUGUAUCUUAAGAUGUAACUGAGUAAAUAUAUAUUCUUUUAAUGUAAAAUUUAAGGGGUAAGUGAUGAAUUAUCAUGCUUUUUUAGGGAAAAAAAGUUGUUAUAUUAGACAAUCCAUUAUGUGAAUUUAAAUGCUAGUAGAUAAUGAGUUGCAAAUAGUUUAUCACCUAUUGAACUUUUUAGUAACAAAUUACCAAUGAAGUGAAGAUAUGCAAUUUAGUAUGAACUCCUAAUUAUACUUUUAAAAUUUAUGUAAAUUUAAAAACAGUAAGUUAUGAUCGAAACAUGAUUCUUUCAGAAAAGUUGUCUUUCGGUACUGAAAGUAAAAUGAAUUUGCAGAUCAAAUUACAGGUUGUUUUUUGUUCUCAUUUUUUUAAUUAAUAAGCAUGCCUUGUUAUAUAUAUGACUUUAUAGAGAGGGAUAUUAAAAGUGUAUGAAUAUUUUUUGGAACGGGGAAUAAAUUAAUUUUUUAAAGUUUUUCAGAAAUACAUAUAUUAUACUUUUGAAUUUGUAAAGGCUUUUGUUUAUGUGAAGUAGUGCAGCACAAGUAAGAGGCUGCUUUAAAGUAAAUGGCACAAAAAAUUGUCAA
This is a messenger RNA of Stegodyphus dumicola, 8428 nucleotides long. RefSeq lists its product as uncharacterized. Gene Ontology annotation, molecular function: transcription coregulator activity; histone H3 acetyltransferase activity; chromatin binding. The record is from RefSeq and is a predicted model, not a curated record. Lineage: Eukaryota; Metazoa; Arthropoda; Arachnida; Araneae; Eresidae. Gene Ontology annotation, biological process: regulation of transcription by RNA polymerase II. Gene Ontology annotation, cellular component: nucleus; chromatin.